Molecule: messenger RNA, 564 nt
Organism: Acyrthosiphon pisum (pea aphid)
Lineage: Eukaryota; Metazoa; Arthropoda; Insecta; Hemiptera; Aphididae
Product: origin recognition complex subunit 5
Exons: 4
Coding region: 1-564 (187 amino acids)
Biological process (GO): DNA replication initiation; DNA replication
Cellular component (GO): nuclear origin of replication recognition complex; nucleus
Molecular function (GO): DNA replication origin binding
Source: RefSeq, a predicted model, not a curated record
AUGCAAUCCGGACAAAGCCCUCUAAAAGAUGGCAUGCAAUUCGGACAGACCCCUCCAAAAGAUGGCAUGCAAUUCGGACAGACCCCUCCAAGAGAUGGCACGCAAUUCGGACAAACCCCUACAAGAGACGGCAUUUUGGAAAAUGUCAAUAGUUUGUCUGAUGAAAAAACAACAUUUGAAAAACUUGCUCUGGAUUUACCAUACUAUGCCAAAUAUUUUUUAAUUGCUGCAUAUAUUGCAUCAUUUAAUUUACCAAAAUAUGAUAGGCAACUGUUUGUUAAAGCAUCAAACAAAAAAAGAAAAACUAAUCGGUUAACAAAUAAAACAGAAAAUUCUGCUAGUCAACUAGUUGGUCCUAAAGCUUUCUCGUUAGAUCGUUUAUUAGCAAUAUUUUAUGCUAUUAUUGAAGAAAAUACAAACAUGACUGCCAACCUUUUAGCGCAAAUUAAUACAUUAUCGGAUUUGGGACUUUUAAUACGUUUAGGGGAUGGUAAAUUGGAAACCCCUAAAUACAGAUGUAGCGUUAGUUUUGACUGUGUCAGUAAUAUUGCUCGGCAUUUUUAA